AUGCUUGAUCUUUACUACCUUCCCGGAUCAUCGCCGUGCCGGGCCGUGCUGAUGGUGGCCGAAGCGAUCGGUGUGCAGCUGAACCUGCGGCUUCUCGACCUGAUGGCGGGCGAGCAUCGGACACCCGAGUUCACCCGGCUCAACCCGCAGCGCUCCAUUCCGACGCUCGUCGACGGCGACACGGUGCUGUGUGAGUCGCGUGCCAUACUCCUCUACCUGUGCGACCGUUACGCUUCCGAAGAGGACACCUGCUACCCACAGGACAUCCCCGAUCGGGCCGCCGUCCAUCAGCGGCUGUUCUUCGACGCGUGCGUGCUCUAUCCCCGCUUCACGGAGUUCUAUCACCCGCAGGUGUUCGGCGGGGCUCCAGCUGACGAAGCCAAGCGGCGUGCCUUCGAGCGGGCCAUCACCCUUCUGGACACGUUUCUCGGCGAAAGUGAGUUCGUGGCCGGACCCAAGAUGACUGUGGCCGAUAUCAGCAUCUUUGCGACAAUGACGACGGCAUGUGCGCUUCGCUUUCAACUGGACCCGUUCGCCAACGUUGAGCGUUGGUACGCCAAGAUGGUGGCCACGUGCCCCGGGGCGAGGCAGAACGCGGAAGGUGCGCAACAGUUCUUAACGUACAAAUAA
This is a messenger RNA of Anopheles coustani, 630 nucleotides long. RefSeq names its product glutathione S-transferase 2-like. Gene Ontology annotation, biological process: glutathione metabolic process. Gene Ontology annotation, molecular function: glutathione transferase activity. Lineage: Eukaryota; Metazoa; Arthropoda; Insecta; Diptera; Culicidae. The record is from RefSeq and is a predicted model, not a curated record. The transcript has a single exon. The coding region runs from base 1 to 630 and encodes 209 amino acids.